This is a messenger RNA of Boeremia exigua, 951 nucleotides long. RefSeq lists its product as uncharacterized. The record is from RefSeq and is a predicted model, not a curated record. Lineage: Eukaryota; Fungi; Ascomycota; Dothideomycetes; Pleosporales; Didymellaceae. Gene Ontology annotation, molecular function: calcium ion binding. The coding region runs from base 1 to 951 and encodes 316 amino acids. The transcript has 5 exons.
AUGGCAUACAACAAAGGAUUCAACCCAGACAGGCUGCCCGCGCAUGCAGAGCCAGAGCAGGCUGCACAAAUGCUGUCGCAGUCCUCACGGCCUCCACGGACAUCGUCUGCGAGGCCGGACUACAACAAGCCCGCUCCACCAGUUCCCGGCUCACAGCAGUCACAUCGCCCAGAGGAGCGCUACGGCGGCCGCCCAGCGAGCUAUGACUCGCGCCCGCCUCCAGGCUCAUUUAACGACCGCAACGACCGCUACGACUCGCGCUUCGAUUCCCGACCCAGCGUCGGCAGCCCCCCACCUGCGAACUACGGCAAUGGGCCGCCGCCGCAGAACUACCACGGACGGCCACCGAUUUCUCAGGUGCAGAGACCCCCUCCAACACCUGCGCCGCCACGAGACGCGAAUGAUCGGGAUGCGCUUUGGAAGCUGUUUGGGGCUGUGGACAGAGAUGCCAGCGGAAGUCUGACAGAAGCUGAGCUACGGACUGCGCUUGUCAACGGUGACUGGAGUCCCUUCGACCCGCAUACCGUACGCAUGAUGAUCAGGAUGUUUGACACUGAUCGCUCUGGGUCUGUGAACUUUGACGAAUUCUGCGGGCUGUGGGGAUUCCUUUCUGCAUGGCGCGGCCUUUUCGACCGCUUCGAUGCAGACCACAGUGGUUCCAUCUCCUAUGUAGAGUUCAACGAAGCCCUGGUCGCUUUCGGAUACCGCCUAUCACAGCAGUUCGUUACCCUACUAUACCGCACCUACGAUCGUGGCGGCCAGAACGCGAUGAGCUUCGACCUGUUCGUGCAGGCGUGCAUCAGCCUUAAGAGAAUGACAGACGUCUUCAAAAAAUAUGACGAGGACCGAGAUGGAUACAUCACAUUAAGCUUCGAGGAGUUCCUGACAGGUGCGCAAGCUCUCUUCCUCUUUAACUCGAUUUCCGAGUCGACUGAUACUGGACUGUAUUAG